CUUACACGACGUUAUGCUUUAAUCGGACGCUGGUAUACGUGUUUAUCGAUACUGAUGUAACGCAACCAGACCGCGUACUAGUGUUGUGAAAUCUUGUCGCAUUUGCCGGAGUGUCCACGUUUGCUUAUACUUUACUCGAAUGACGAAAUAUCGUCGUAAUCGAAUAACUAUUACCGUUUUUCGAUUUUUCUUCCAGCGAGUUUUACUCGCUGCUUCCGGAAAGAAUCGUUCUAUUAGACGGAGCACAGUGGUUGCGUAAGAGCGAAGAAUCACUCGUGGUACGCUAACUGUACCUACGCGGUACACAUUGUACGUUGCACGUGCACUCUAUAACCUGGAUCCCAUCCCGCGACUAGUCGUGGAUUCAUCUGAUCGAGGAACGAGAAUCUGGACUUUUCGUUGAACGUCCCGCAGCAUCAUCAUUCGACGGUAUAUCACCACAACGGCUACGCCAUGGCUGAUCAGACCUUCCACACGCCCAGCUUUGGCGACGAGGAUUUCGAUAUUCCGUCGAUUCAUGCCCUCUCACAUCAACAUCAGCACCAGCAACAACAGCAGCCACAGCAGCAGCAGCAACAACAACAGCAGCAACCGCAACACGAUCCAAUGCACGGCUAUCAGUCUCAGAUGAUGCAGACCGGUAGUGUUCAACAAUCUCCGGACGGGUUGAAUCUCGAUCCGGGAGGAUAUCAACAGUCCCUUUAUCUACAACAGGAACACUCGCUGCAGCCGAUCAGCGUCAGUUCCUCGUAUACUGGCUCGCAAGCUUCGUACGCGAAUAUGAGCUCCCCGCGACAACAGCACGGAAGUCAGCAGAUGAUGUUGCUUCAGCAGCAGCAGCAGGCGCAAAUGCAGCAACACAUGCAAUACAUGCACACUCAGCAGCAACAGCAGCAGCAGCAACUACAACAACAGAUGCAGUAUAGGAGCCCGACGGGUGGAAGCCCAUCCGCGAUACAACCAAGCACCGUUCCCGAGGCGAACAACAAUACCACCACCAGCGAGGAUAGCGAUGACAGUACGCCUCAUUCCGGAAUGAUUACAGGGAUCAAGCGACCCUCGCCGGAACCGACCGACGUGGGAGCAAAAAAUCAGAGGAAACCAAAAUCCCAGAAGAAAAAGAAGAAGAGGGAUCCGAAUGAACCGCAAAAGCCUGUCUCGGCGUAUGCCUUGUUCUUCAGGGACACACAGGCCGCUAUAAAAGGACAAAAUCCAAACGCAAGCUUUGGCGAAGUGUCCAAGAUCGUAGCAUCGAUGUGGGACGCGCUUGAUACUGAGCACAAAAACGUUUACAAAAAGAAGACCGAAGCUGCGAAGAAGGAGUAUCUGCAAGCUCUUGCGGCGUAUAGAGCGUCUCUGGUCAGUAAGGGGGCUGCUGAGAACGACCAGCAGCAGCAGCAACCGUCACCGCAACAGCAACAAGUUCAAUACGCGACCUACGGGAAUUACGUUGGGAAUGGAACACCCGGAAGCGUAUCGUAUCAGGUCUACAGUCCACAACCGCAACCGCAACCGUCGCCACCGCAACAACAGCAUUCUCACCCGCAUCAGCAUCAUCAACAAUCAGCACAACAGAUGCAAAUGAAAAAGUCUCCUCAUCAUUUAACCAUGCCAGGAAAUCCUCAGCAACAGCAAACGCAGCAGACUCUGAUGGGCAAUCCGAUGCCGCAGACGCAUAUAUCGCAACAGCAGCAACAACAAUCACAGCAACAGCAGCACAUGCAGCAACAGGUUUCGCAGCAGCAAUACAUGCAGAUGUCGCAACAGCAAGUACAGCAGAUACAGCAGCAACCGCAACAACAGAUGAUUCACACGAGUCCUCCAAAAAGCGAUUCGUUGUCGAGUCCUCCAACGACUGUGAACUCCUCGGCAAACCAGACGGCGAGCAUGACUGGCCAGAGGCCGACGUCGAACGCGUGUAUACGUCACGGAUGCCCAAAUCCCGCAGUGGCGAACAGCGAAUGGGAAGACGAGUAUUGCAGCAACGAAUGCGUGGUUAGCCACUGCAGAGACGUGUUCACGACAUGGGUAUCCUCGAAUCAGAAUCCACAGCAAAACUUCUCCAUUGUGAAAUAAGGGCGACACGUAGUAACCGGUUGGGGAGAUACGCGCGCCACGACCGUACCACGGAUUUCCUACCGUUUGCCGUAGCCCUGGAACGCGUCCCGGCUCCUCGACAUCCUCUGUACAUAUACGUAUAUCGAUAAGGAGGAGGUCGUUUCGCGUAGAAUCAAAAGAGACGAGUAGCGAAGGAAACGCGGUUCCCUGUACCUUUGGUCCACCGGUUUCGUUGAAAAACUGUCUGCGUCGCAACUCGAUGCCCGUCAACACCAAUCGUAUUCACCCUUUCAUUUUUCUAUUGACUUGAGUUUUCACGCGAGGAUGAGCGACAUUGCUGCGUGAUCGCAAAAAAGUAUUAGAAUCGCCAAAGUAGCCGAUGAUGUCGAGCUGUUAGUUCGCAGGAAACGAUCUCGUUGACCCGCGUUUUACGUCUGCGACCGCGAUCAUGUCCACGAACGUCAACGAAAUUGUAUUCCUCGAACAUUUUAGUUAGGGACCGUUUAACAUGAUAGAUAAAAGUAAUUUCGUAGAUAUAUCCGCAGGCUUAGGAUGACACGUGUGCGUAUUUACAAGCGAGAGAGAAGUUGGUAUGGAUACGCCAUGUGCCGUUCGAAACGAACCGGCAACUUAUAUGCCAGCAAGCAUGAAUCCAGAUUUGAUGCGCCUACACGCCUAUCUGCCAACGAGGAUACGCUUCCGUGAGAUUUUUGGAUUAAUAGAAAUUGCCAGCCGGUUAAUCGUUGACGACCUAUCGACACCCGGGGAUGCGGCGGCGGCGAGGACGACGACGACCACGAUGCACGAUAAAAUGAUAAAACUCUGUAUGGAAAGUUUGCAGAUGAACAGCGAAUGGCGAGAGAAAUAGAGUAGGAAUUGGGAGGAGUAGGAGAAGGAGACUGGCAACUGCUGCGACUUGGUGACGCAACUUAUUUUUGUAUAAUUUUACAAACGAUCGAAAAGUCACGAAAAAGAAGAAUGUAUCGUCUAGAGAUGCUAGGGAAGAAAAUGGCAAGCGACGACUCUUGUCUCGUAGGAUGAGAGUAGUCAAUCCGUACUGCGGGUUCAUUCGCGUGUCUUCGUUUCGUUUUAUAUCACAUAUGGUUUUGCCUUUUUUUCAACAAAUCGGACUAAUUACCGACUAUCAGAGCCAAAUUUACCGUUAGGCGAUGUUGUUGUCGUAUCUUUACCAAGUAUACAUUCGAAUUCGAGACGAGACGAGGUUAUUUAUUUCAAGGGAGCACAGUCUUCGUUCAGGCGCGAACGGAAUUUCGCGAUAAGGACGCUUUUCUCUCGUCUAUUCUCGACGGUGUUUUCGCACGAUCUCUAAUUUCAGAAAUACGUUUUCGAUUAGCGCGCUAACUUUUCCAUCGCCAGAAACGUAACGUUUCCGUGACACAACACGAUAUGACACA
Habropoda laboriosa is the source of this 3473-nucleotide messenger RNA. Its product is annotated as TOX high mobility group box family member 3-like. Lineage: Eukaryota; Metazoa; Arthropoda; Insecta; Hymenoptera; Apidae. The transcript is spliced from 10 exons. The record is from RefSeq and is a predicted model, not a curated record. Bases 454 to 2076 code for a protein of 540 amino acids. Gene Ontology annotation, molecular function: chromatin DNA binding. Gene Ontology annotation, biological process: regulation of transcription by RNA polymerase II. Gene Ontology annotation, cellular component: nucleus.